UUCUUUACGGUUCCAGUCACUCACGUUGCAUCGGAAGGGUCGGUUCUAUGCUGUUCACUUUCUCGGUUGGUUGGUGGUUCUUUCUGUGUUUAUUUGCAACGGAGCAAAACAUUAGACGCGCAUGUUAGUUUCGUUUUUUCCACCCUAACAACCCCUGUACACCAACAAAUGUAUCAACCCUCUGUAAGUGGUCUGCUGGACAAAACCAGUAGGAGAAAAAUCUUGAAGGAUAAAGUGAGUCAUGGUCUAACUGUACCUCUAAUUGUGGCUUUUAAAAAUUAGUGUAAUUUCGUUGGUGGUCUGAGCGAGUAAGAUUUCAUGCGACCUUAUUGAGAGAAGAUAAGUAACGCAGUGUAUUCCAGAUCAUCAUGUGAUGGUGUGAAUUGAAACGUGCUAAUCAGUAAAGUUCACAAAUCCAUAAAAUGUGUUUCGCUGAGCGAAGUCGAAGUAAGACGUAGAUAUUAUUUUCUUAAAUGUUCAGUCCAGUCUAAUGUGUUUGCUCGUGCUCCUGGCGGUGCUCGUGACUUUUAUAAACAAUGGCAACGGCCUUACGUAGGGCACAAACACAUUUGUCGUUGCAAGUGUUGAUUUUAGUGACGAUCCUUUUGCCAGCCUUUACCUGUCCCGGGAUUGUAACCAACGAAGUCAACGUAGAUUGUGAAGACGACACCAAAAUGGCCGGGUCAAAGAUUAGACCCACAACUCCUGUAAUCGAGUACUUCAAGGAGCAUGAAGUCAGUGAAAAGGAAUCCCGCUUGGCCUUGGAAGCAUUAGAUUUGGAUCAGCUCACCAAAGUUCCAGCCUGGUGUGACGAGUGUGGCAUUGAUAAGAUUCACUUUUGUCGUUCGGCAGCUUUCAUCAACGAUCACUGCUGUUGUGAACAUCGUCAUGCGAGGGAAAAAUUGUCAUGGAUUCCGCACACUUGUUAUUUGGGGAAAGAACGAUGCCAGCCACAUACAAGUUCCUGCAGCAAGUACCGGGAGAUACGCGAGUGUUGCUGUGAUCGAUUGCUUAUUGGAGAGUAUAAAGCAAGAUUCUCCGCGGGAUCCCGCACCUGUAAGCCGAGCCAGGCGGCCAGCUGGAUUCUGUCAGUAGUUUGGAUGACGAUCGGAGCAAUCCAUCUCUACAGCUAGUAGCUGUGAGAACAAACGGAGUUUCCUUCACCCACCAAAUAUUUACCGUACUAUCUACUAUAAUGAGUGAUUGAUUAACUCGAACGAUUCGAGAGUCCUACAGAAUGGAUCAAAACUACGGCAUCAUCAGUGUCAUAUACAUAUGUUCAAUAAACGGGAAUUAUUAGCGUGUACUUAGCUACUACCAACUACCAGCAAAGCGUUUAAGGCUGUGGCAUUUUAGCGGUGAUUUUUGAAGUGCUAUAAUACAUGUGUAUGUUAUUUAUAUUUUAAGUUUAUUUCUCAUUUUAUCUACCAUUUUCCACACGCACAAAAUAUUGCACGAUUCGAAUGUAUGUAGAAUAUGAAAAACAGAAAAAAUCUAUGAGUAUUGACUAGUUACCAAAGCUGGAGUUCACAACGCACAAGGAUGAUGAAAAAUAAAACUUUUCUGUCUCACGGUUGUUGAAUCUCGAAAAGGAGUACAACAGACAACCCCAAAAUUAGUGGUUUCAAUCUACGUUUGAUCGAACAGCCAUCAAAAGUAACGAUUUUCAUUAACAUACUUAACCAUCAUAAUUUUUCGGCCAAAAAAUUCCGGUUACGGUAAGACUUGUUAGUUUGCUCGCGACGGUUCUCAUGUACAGAACUAUUACAUUGUUCACUAACAAGAAAGUUAAAAUUCGCGAAAGAUUUUUGAUGGGAGAAAACGAGAGAUUAGAAUUUAGAUCACACAACUAACGGUAGAUUUUAUACACAUAAAAUAUUUAUUUUACUACGUCCUGUAAAAAUAAUAGGAAUCGUGAAAAUUACUUUGCAAAUACAAACAAGAACAGAAAACAA
Topomyia yanbarensis is the source of this 1955-nucleotide messenger RNA. RefSeq lists its product as uncharacterized. The coding region runs from base 537 to 1133 and encodes 198 amino acids. The transcript has 3 exons. The record is from RefSeq and is a predicted model, not a curated record. Lineage: Eukaryota; Metazoa; Arthropoda; Insecta; Diptera; Culicidae.